This is a messenger RNA of Panicum hallii, 1584 nucleotides long. RefSeq names its product aspartic proteinase NANA, chloroplast-like. The transcript has 2 exons. The record is from RefSeq and is a predicted model, not a curated record. Gene Ontology annotation, molecular function: aspartic-type endopeptidase activity. NCBI's taxonomy places the organism in Eukaryota, Viridiplantae, Streptophyta, Magnoliopsida, Poales, Poaceae. The coding region runs from base 5 to 1555 and encodes 516 amino acids. Gene Ontology annotation, biological process: proteolysis.
GCGAAUGGCGGGCCGCCGAAUGAUACCGCUGCUGGUGCUGGCGGCCGCGUUCCUGGCCGCCGCCGCCGCCGGCGCUGGCAGCAACAGCAAGUCCUCGGCGGUGUUCGAACUGAUCCACUGGGAGCGGCCGACCUGGACCGAGCUGGCGCGCAAUGACCGGGAGCGCAUGGCGUUCAUCUCCUCGCGCGGGCGCCGCCGCGCCGCGGAGACGGGCACGGCCAGGGCCAAGCCCAGCAAGGCCGCGCCCGAGUCCGAGGCCUUCGCGAUGCCGCUCUCCUCGGGCGCCUACACGGGCACCGGCCAGUACUUCGUGCGCUUCCGCGUGGGCACGCCCGCGCAGCCGUUCCUGCUCGUGGCCGACACCGGCAGCGACCUGACCUGGGUCAAGUGCCUCCGCCCCGCCGCGGCCGACGAGCCCGCCUUCGAAGCCGGCUACGGCUACGGCGCCCCGGCGCCGGGCGUCUCCUCCCCGCUCCCGGCGCCGUCGUCCUCCUCGCCGCCGCCGCACGGGCGCGUGUUCCGGCCGGACGACUCCCGGACAUGGGCGCCCAUCCCGUGCUCCUCCGAGACCUGCACGGCGUCCCUGCCCUUCUCCCUCGCCGCCUGCCCCACCCCCGGCAGCCCCUGCGCCUACGACUACCGGUACAAGGACGGGUCGGCCGCGCGCGGCACGGUGGGCACCGACUCGGCGACCAUCGCGCUGUCGGGGACGGGGCGCGGCGCGGCGGCGGCCGCGGCCAGCAGCAGGAGGCAGCAGCGGCGGGCCAAGCUGCGGGGCGUCGUGCUGGGCUGCACGACCUCCUACAACGGCGACAGCUUCGUGGCCUCCGACGGCGUGCUCAGCCUCGGCUACAGCAACUUGUCCUUCGCGUCGCGCGCCGCGGGGCGCUUCGGCGGGCGCUUCUCCUACUGCCUCGUCGACCACCUCGCCCCGCGGAACGCCACCAGCUACCUCACCUUCGGGCCCAACCCGGCCCUGGCGCCGGCCGCCAGGACCGCCUGCGCGGGGACGCCGGCGGCGGUGCCCGGCGCCAGGCAGACGCCGCUGCUGCUCGAUCACCGGCUGCGCCCGUUCUACGCCGUCACCGUCAACGGCAUCUCCGUCGACGGGGAGCUCCUCAAGAUCCCGCGCCUCGUCUGGGACAUCGAGAAGGGCGGCGGCACCAUCGUCGACUCGGGCACGAGCCUCACGGUGCUGGCCAGCCCGGCGUACCGGGUCGUGGUGGCGGCGCUGAGCAAGAAGCUCGCGGGGCUGCCCCGGGUGACCAUGGACCCGUUCGAGUACUGCUACAACUGGACGUCGCCGUCGACGGGCGAGGACCUAGCCGUGCCCGUGCCGGACCUGGCCCUGCACCUCGCGGGGUCGGCGCGCCUGCAGCCGCCGGCGAAGAGCUACGUGAUCGACGCGGCGCCCGGCGUGAAGUGCAUCGGCGUGCAGGAGGGGGAGUGGCCCGGGGUGUCCGUCAUCGGCAACAUCCUGCAGCAGGAGCACCUGUGGGAGUUCGAUAUCAAGAACCGACGGCUCAGAUUUAUGAGGUCGCGGUGCACGCAAUGAUCGGCCCAGCGAUGAUCCGUCAUCGUCCC